GCUUGCAACGCCAGACAGCUACCGACUGACUGCAAUGUCUCAUUGCAUUGGACUCUUGUCCAUUGCCUCUAAACUGAAUUUGCUGGUUUUGCUGCUUUCUGCAGUGUGCUUCUGUUCAUGCUUAAGUGACAGAAUUCCAGAGUUUGCCCUAACAAAAACAGAAGAAAGUGACUUAAAAGAAGAGAAUGGCAAGGAAUCAGUAGCAGAGGAUGAUCUUGAUCCUGAAGACUUAGAAGUGUUUUACCCAACAUAUCAGUGGCAAACGGUCCGUCCAGGUCAGGCUGUUCCUGCAGGGUUACAUGUGCGAUUAAAUCUUCAAACAGGGGAAAGAGAAGCCAGGCUUCCAGAUAACAAAAAUGAAAAAAGUGACAUGAAACACCAGAAGAAAAGAAAAAGGCUGGAUGAGAUGCAUAUCGAUUCAAACUCAUUUACAGCACAGGAACUCAAAGAGGCUUUGGCUAAAAUGAAGGAAAAAGAAAAGACAGAAAGCACAAUGGAACAAAAGGCUAAUCUGGAAGAUGUGAGACAAAGGUUUCGUCCCAUAGAAGAGCUGAAGAAGGAGUUUGAAGAACUCAACAUGAAAAUAGAAACUGAUUUGGAAGUUAUGGUUAAAUUAAUCAACAAAUUCAACAGCUCUACUUCUACUCUGGAUGAAAAAGUAGCAGCACUAUACGACCUUGAGUAUUAUGUUCAUCAGGUGGACAAUGCAAAAGACUUUCUUUCCUUGGGUGGACUUCAGCUUGUGAUUAAUGGACUAAACAGCACCGAGCUUGUGCUAAAGGAACAUGCUGCCUUUGUCCUGGGAGCUGCACUAUCUAGCAAUCCCAGAGUUCAGGUGGAAGCAAUUGAGGGUGGUGCUCUACAAAAACUGCUGGUUAUUCUGGCUACAGAACAACCAUUGGCUGUGAAGAAAAAGGCUCUCUUUGCUUUGUCUUCGAUGCUGAGACACUUCCCCUAUGCCCAGCUGCAGUUCCUCAAGCUUGGUGGCCUUCAAGUACUUAGAAAUCUUCAAAGAAAAGGCAUGGAGACGCUCUACAUCCGUAUUGUGACGCUGCUCUAUGACCUGAUUGUGGAAAAGAUGCUGCUUGAGGACUCUGAGAACAAGGAAGACCAAUUGGAAGAGAAAGUUCAGCAGUACAAACAAGUGAACCUGGUGCCAGCUGUGGUGGAGCAAGGCUGGUGUGGGAUUAUUUCUAACCUCCUGGCAUUGCCGGAGCAUGACACCCGAGAAAAAGUUCUAAAAACAGUGCGUGUUCUGAUGGCCGCCUGCAGGGACAAAUACCAAGGGGACUAUGCCCUCAACACCACACUGAGCAUGCUCCGCAUCGAGUACGAAGAUUUGGCAGCAGAAGAACAAAGGGAAGGGGACAAUGAUGGCUAUUUUAAGGAACUCCUUAGCUCUAUAAAUACCAUUAUUCAGGAGUUAAGAUCAGGAUAUCUGUAAUCGGACUGAGCUUUAAAAAAAUAAUUCAUGACAACCUGAUGAAUUUUGACGGAUAUGCAUAAACAAACUAUUGAGUAAGCUGCUGGUCAAAGCAAAAUCCCUCCACAAGGCAAGUGAGCCAACAGCUCCAUUAUUAAAGAAAGAUACAAAC
Gopherus evgoodei (Goodes thornscrub tortoise) is the source of this 1595-nucleotide messenger RNA. RefSeq names its product SIL1 nucleotide exchange factor (gene SIL1). The record is from RefSeq and is a predicted model, not a curated record. Lineage: Eukaryota; Metazoa; Chordata; Testudines; Testudinidae.